Polyodon spathula (Mississippi paddlefish) is the source of this 2079-nucleotide messenger RNA. It is a transcript of the gene vstm2b, whose product is annotated as V-set and transmembrane domain containing 2B. The record is from RefSeq and is a predicted model, not a curated record. The transcript has 5 exons. The coding region runs from base 799 to 1575 and encodes 258 amino acids. NCBI's taxonomy places the organism in Eukaryota, Metazoa, Chordata, Actinopteri, Acipenseriformes, Polyodontidae.
UCUUUCUUGUUGAUCCUGAGAAAACAACACGAAUCGUCUGGUUUCUAUAUUUUUAGUGCUGGUAUUACUGAUGCAUUGCGUGUGGACGUCAGUUUGUGAAAAUGUUCCUUAUAGGUUGAGCUGUGUGUUGAUUUGGUAGUGGAAAAGGUUGGCUAGGUUCCAGCUCUCCUCUGGCUGGUAUUAGUUGCGCACAUAUACACUGAGCCUGCCGGUUUGGAGAUGCCAAAGCGCCUCCUGACUGUUACGCACUUAAAUACAAAGCAAAGGGAUCCUGUAGCAAAAUCUGGGACUAUCGAUUGAUCUCCAGUUUAGAGCGAAUCCAAGGAACCUUUCACUCUCAUUUGGUGUUCUUUGGAUCAGAGACUGUUGGAUGCCUUGGUGAUGGGAUGUGGGAGAGGAGCCGAGGAAAGCUUCCCUUCGUUUGGAAAGCAAGACAUACCGUUUGAUUAUCGCAGUGAGUAAGUUUCGAUUUGAGUGCAAGCAAAUCUGGAAAUAAAAAAAAAACGAGGACUAGAAGGAAUACUCCAAAAAAUAAAAAGAGAAGAGAACACAGUGGACAUUUACACUAACGGGGUUAAUAAUACAGGCACUUCGGGAUCUUUCAUUGCUCUUUCUCAAACGUUAUCUGCGGGAGUACACAUUUGGAUUUCAGAAGGCAACAUUUUUGGGGGGAAAACAAGCAAAGAAACAACUAAGACUCUUUUUGGUCUGGUUGCAAUGGGGAUCCAGAUUUUAUAAGCAUCAGCGGUCAAAUGAAAAUCUUUGCUUGUGUUUUAUUCUAAAUCUUGUAUUAAUGAAAUGGAAAAUCGUGGACUCUACGGCGUCCUGUAUUACCUGAUGCUGAAUGCGCCGCUGUUAUUAUAUGUACAUGCGACAUUUACUGAAGUCCCCAAAGAUGUGACUGUCCGAGAGGGAGAUGAUAUUGAGAUGCCUUGUGCUUUCCGGGCCAGCGGAUCCACAUCCUUCUCCUUGGAAAUCCAGUGGUGGUAUCUUAAGGAACCCGCAGCGAGGGAACUGGCACACGAACUGGCAAUUAGCGCCCCCGCAAGCAGAGCCAAGGUCACUCCAAGAGACGGCACCAAAAUAAGUACUGUAAGAGUACAAGGCAAUGAUAUCUCACACCGCCUCCGACUCUCCAAUGUCAGAAAGCUGGAUGAGGGGGUCUAUGAGUGCAGGGUGUCUGACUACAACGGCGACGAGACUCGGGAACACAAAGCCCAGGCCGCGUUGCGGGUCACAUCCCGCUUCCCCCCUGAUAUGCAGGCUGCAGAGGCCGUGUCCCACAUCCAGAGCAGCGGGCCCCUCAGGAACAAUCCUGCUGGGAGAGCCACCUCCGAGCCAGGCCAGGACAAACGCCGUGUUCCACUUGCUGCAGGAGCUGUCCCGGUCUCUGUCUGUACAACUGCAGUUGCUGAUACCGCCUCGUCCCCAGCUUCAUCCCAGCCUGGCAAUGCAGCCAUCCUCCGACAGCAGCACGGAGCCGGUUCCGGAACUACUUCCACCACUACAUCCCCCCUUCUGUAUAUUUCUCUGCUGAUCUUGCAUAGGCUUAUUCCCUUACUGGUGAACCACUGAUAGACUUCGACAAGCAACCUACAAUACCACAAUCUUCGAUCAAUGUUUUCACUUGUACCAAAACGAAAAGGUAAAUAUACCUGUGUGGCAUACCCUGGGUUAAUAAGAAAGAAAAAACAAACCGGGAUUCACAGAAGAAUGACUGUCUUAAAGAUGGAUGUAAACAGACUAAGAAGCAUGAAAAAAAAGUUAAUUAAUUAAUUUAAAAGAAUUUACGUGAAAUCAAGCUUCACAUUGUGUGGAAUCUAGUGUUGCACACAACCGACAUCCACAAAAUGAUGCAUCAAGUUUCCAAAUACUAGAGUGUCAAGCCCUGCUGUGUGCAUGGCAUCUAUGGUUUAUAUUAUUGUAAGUAACAUGGUUUUCCUUUGCAAAAUGGGGUCCUUCUGCUUUACGUUUUUGCACGAACUGUUGAACAGUUAGCCAUUCUUUUACAUGUCAAAAGUCAGGGCUGAAAUCUCUGUUACGGAGGACAAUAUUUAUGUAGCUCAGUGUGUUUUAUUU